This is a messenger RNA of Danio rerio (zebrafish), 3479 nucleotides long. The record is from RefSeq and is a predicted model, not a curated record. NCBI's taxonomy places the organism in Eukaryota, Metazoa, Chordata, Actinopteri, Cypriniformes, Danionidae.
GCAAAAGGUUUCACAGGUUAAAAAAAGUCCCGCAUAUGGUGUGUUUAGGGUUUCUAAUUUAGUUUUGAAGGCCUUCUGCAAUAGGUUUACAUAAAUGCAUGUUCAAAAUACAGUAGCACCGUUUAUUGUAAAACCUUUCAGACCUUUUUCAUUCACAAACUGCAAUAUUACAAACGAUGUGAACUGCGAUAUAUUUUAAAACAGACAAUACUUUGACCAUAAUCUCAGAUGAAUACAGGUAUAGCCUGGGAUGUUUAAUGAACAGUGUGUGGGAUGUUUGUUCAGUCUGUUUGAUGGCCAAUGGCAAACAGGGGGAGUGUUUGGGAUCCAGUUUUCUAAUUAGAUGCAUAUCUCUAUGUGCUCUAUGGGUUGUCCCUUUUUCUAUUCUUUCCUCGCACAUUAUGCACACAUACUCACCACCUGUGUGUUAACUCUGCACCUUUUGGUUUGACGCACACACACCAACACACUUCUCAGUCUGUAUAUCAGCAGGGUGGUGGAGGAAGUUCUGCUGUGGUAUUUAAAAGCAGCUCCUUUAGUAAACAUUCAGUCAGUCCGUCCUGCGAGAUGUCCUGCGUCUAGCAGCUAGAUAAAUGUUAUGAAUUCAGGUCCUGCUGAAUUGGUUUGACAGAAGGUUUGUUAUAUGUGCAAAGAGUAAUCGAGUAAAUGGAGUAAUUGAGGAAGACUUGCUGUGAAAGCAUGAGGAACUUCAAUGGGUCUUCUGUACAUCUGAAAACAGACCUCCUUAGUGCAAACAGGGUAAAACCUUGACAUUUAAUGGAAUGGCAGAUACUCCUCAGACAGGUAUCCCAGCAUUCUCCUCAUGGCUCGCUCAGAUUUCAGAUGCUUUUUCCAGUGGCUUCCGCCGCCUCGGCCAAAAUGAAACUGUCGACUCAGUGAAAGAUGAGAGUUCAGAGGUGAAUUUGAGGGUUGUUCAUGGAUCUGUAGUGGAUUCACAGGGCGACAAGUUUGAUUAUGCACUGUCUGCUGAACGUCUGACUCCCAUCAGCGAAGAGACAGAUGAACUGGAGAGCGGGAGGAGUCUGCUUACUUCUGAUACUGUGAAUAGUUACGGCGACGACGGAGAGAUCUCCAGCUCAUCGGACAGCGACGAUGAAUUAGCCAAGCAUUUUGAGAUCUCUGUUUCCCGCUCUCAAAGCUUCCGUUCAGGUGUCACAGAGAUUAACCCCCAGAAUGCACCAGGGCAGCAUCACAAAUUUAAUCGUCUGCUUUCUGACCAGGAAGAAGGAAGCACAGAGCCGUCUGACUGUGAAGAAGCCGAGAGAAAGAGUGUACAGAGUUUUCAAGACCCUCUCACAUCCAGGAGACGUGUAGGGUCUGAGCCGAGAGACCCUUUAUCCCAGAGUCCCCUUCCUGAGGGCCGGACCCCCACAGACCCGCUGUCUCUGAUGGCGGAGCAGAUCUCCGUGGGCUCCCAGGACACAGGGGACGGUCUGGAGGCUCUACCCAGAGAUGACGGCAGUCGCCUGGGCAGCGUAGGACGGCAAACCCCACAGAGGAGUCUGGCAAUGGACAACCAGGGUUAUGACAACAGUGACGUCACAGAAAGCUUCCCUACAUGGAGUCCUGAGCACGAUCAAUCUCUAUCUCACCCAUUGAGCUCUUCUCCUCGUGGCCAUAUUUCAGUAUGCGGUGACCUCAUAAUCGCCCUGGACUAUCGGGCUGAAACCCACCGGCUCCUGGUCACCGUGAUCAUGGCUCAAGGUAUCCCAGACAAGGCCCGCAGCGGCAUGGACUCCUGGCAGGUGCACGUGGUGCUGUUACCUGGCAAACGGCAGCGGCACAAAACGGCCGUCCAGAAGGGCUCCAUGCCAAUGUUUGAGGAGACCUUCAGGUUCUCACAUCUGGAGCCCGGAGAUUUACCUUCAUCUGCUCUCCGCUUCCGGCUGUACGCGCUGGGGAAGAUGAACAGAGAGAGGAUGAUGGGAGAGACGCUGUACAGACUGAGCCGACUCAAACACACAGGACGAUUCGAGACCACACUGGUGCUGGAGCCACGCAGUAAUCUUAAGACAGUAGACGCACAGACCUCUUUGAGCACUCAGACUGACAGUGCUUCCUCCAGUCUGUCUGUGUCUCACGCUGGAAAUCCAGAACUGCUGCUGGGUUUAUCCUACAACGCCACCACAGGACGACUUUCUGUGGAGAUCAUUAAAGGCAGCCACUUCCGUAACUUUGCAGUCAACAGACCUCCAGAUACAUUUGGUAAGCUCACUCUGUUGAACUCAAUGGGACAGGAGAUUUCCCGCUGUAAGACGUCGAUCCGUCGCAGCCAGCCCAAUCCUGUCUUCAAGGAGACGUUCGUCUUCCAGGUGGCGCUUUUCCAACUGUCUGACGUCACGUUAAUGGUCUCCAUUUACAAUCGGCGGAACAUGAAGCGUAAGGAGAUGAUAGGCUGGGUGGCUCUGGGCCAGAACAGCAGCGGUGAAGAGGAGCUUCUUCACUGGCAGGACAUGAAGGAGAGCGGAAACCAACAGGUCUGCCGCUGGCACACGCUGCUGGAUGCUUAGAGAGAAAUACAAUCACUCUUACCUCACUGCAUUCAGCUGGAUAUUCCUUUGGGAGGGAGAAGACGGCCAAGGCCAAAAAUACCCAGAUAAACCAGAGUGAGCAAGCAACUUUUUACAGCAUCAAACAAAGAUAAGGCAUGUAAUUGUGAAAGCACAUACAAACACCCACGUGACACUGUCUGAGAGCACUUAAUACAGCCUCUUAUCAAUGAUCUCAUAUCGUGACAUACUCUUUAAAACUUCAGCAGCAGCCAAUCAAAAUGCAUUACUGCUCCAGCCACGGUAAUUGUCGCCUAGCGAGUUCAUGAAUGGAGAAAUGUCUUUCUUCAGAUGAUGUUAAGCCUCAAGUUUUAAGACUCACAGCCACACCAAGGCCAUGUUUAGUGGAAAAUGUGCUCUUUCUUUCAUUCAUUCUACUGAUGACACGAAAGCUGUUACUUUUUAUUACAUUUCUAUUACAUUUUACAUCCGAAUAUGCUGCGAUUUGUAGUCAAGGACAGUGUUAUAAUAGAAGUUAGGUUUGGUAUAUAUCGGUAUUAAAAAGGGUGCACAAUUGAUCACCAUUCAUAUCAUAUUAUUAGACUGUACAAAAAAAUUGUCUUCCAUGAUAGCAAAAAAAAAGAUGUUGUGUCUCAGUUGCAAGUUUCAAUGACACGAUUAUUACUUCUCAUAAUAUCAAGCUCACAAUUUCCUACACUUUUUUGAAAUUUGGGACCUCAUGAGUUUAUAUUUGCAAACAUUUAGAAAGGAGAAUUAUGAGAAAUAUUCCUUUACAAAAAUCAGAAUUGUGAGAAAUAUUCCUCAGAAAAAGUCAGAAUUAUGAGAAAUAUUUCUCAGAAAAAGUCGGAAUUGUAAGAAAUAUUCCUCCGAAAAAGUCAGAAUUGUGAGAAAUAUUCCUCAAAAAGUCAGAAUUGUAAGAAAUAUUCCUCAGAAAAAGUCAGAAUUGUA